AUGCAACAGCUGAGGGGAAGCACAGCCACUGUAUGCACCGGUGGUUCGUGGCUCCCAAAAUUACCAAAAUGCGUUGAGCUGGACCCGCACAGUCGUGAUGAAGGUGCGCCACCGAUACGUUUCGAAUUGGAGCGUGGCCUGCACACAGUGACACCCCGGGGGCAUCUUGUGGUGAACAUUUCGACGACAGUUCGACUUCAGUGCCUGUUUCCAAGGAAUAAGGGGCAGCCGAGAUGGGAAGUCUCGUCGACCUACCGCGAAUAUCCGCAAACUUGGAGCAGAAUCAGCUACUCAUCAGAACAUUUCGAUAUCGACGCUUAUGAGCUAACGGUAUCGACGGCGCGUCCAGAAGAUGGCGGCUUCUUUCACUGCGUUAUCCCAAAUGGCCGCCGAAACACAAUCAAAAUUAUUGUAAAAGGUGAUAGGCGUUAA
Molecule: messenger RNA, 432 nt
Organism: Gongylonema pulchrum
Lineage: Eukaryota; Metazoa; Nematoda; Chromadorea; Rhabditida; Gongylonematidae
Source: the annotation of a GenBank genome assembly